GUGUUUCGCGAAUCGAAAAACAACGGAUACGUCAAAAUCUGAAAGUUACACGAUUCGCUGUCCUUUCCUUUCGGGUGAUAAGUUGUUUCGCAAGAGCGAAGUUUGCACAAUAAUUUAUAGAAUUUCACCGGCAUUUAGCUAGCCCGAGCUACGCACGCAGUGGUAGUCGAAAGUUUAUCGUUCCCCAACCGAAUGAAAUAAGAGUCCCUGCUGCCGAAAUGAUCCGCGCAGUGUCACGAACAAUUCGACAGCCACUUCUGCGAUGGAGUGCAAGCACUGGUGUAACCGGUCAUCAUGGAGCGAACCUGCUACACCAAACCUACAACGAAAGACUGUCCGAGGUUCAGGUCCGGUACAAAUCGACGCCCAUCAACACGGUGAUCAUGUUUGUUCCCCAGCAAGAGGCCUGGAUUGUCGAGCGCAUGGGUAAGUUCCACCGGAUCCUGGAGCCCGGUUUAAAUGUAUUACUGCCAGUCGUAGACCGCGUCAAAUACGUCCAAAGUCUGAAGGAAAUCGCUAUCGAUGUUCCGAAACAGUCUGCCAUUACUUCGGACAACGUGACGCUCAGCAUUGACGGUGUCUUGUACUUGCGGAUCUUGAAUCCCUACUUGGCUUCGUAUGGAGUUGAGGAUCCUGAGUUUGCCAUCACCCAGCUGGCCCAGACGACGAUGAGAUCCGAACUGGGCAAGAUGUCGCUGGAUAAGAUUUUCCGGGAACGUGAGUCGCUGAACAUAAGCAUUGUGGAUUCCAUCAAUAAGGCCUCCGAGGCGUGGGGCAUUUCCUGUCUUCGGUACGAAAUUCGUGACAUCAAACUGCCAAGUCGCGUGCACGAAGCUAUGCAAAUGCAAGUGGAAGCCGAACGUCGAAAACGAGCUGCCAUUCUCGAAUCCGAGGGAGUUCGGGCAGCUGAAAUCAACGUAGCCGAGGGCAAACGCCAGUCUAGAAUCCUCGCAUCAGAAGCCCAAAAGCAGGAAGAGAUCAAUCGGGCUAAUGGUGAGGCAGCGGCCCUGAUUGCUGUAGCGGACGCUCGGGCCAAGGGUCUUAGGGUCGUAGCGGAGUCCCUGAUGUCGAAGCAUGGCCGAGAUGCGGCCUCGUUGGCCGUGGCGGAAAAAUACGUCAACGCUUUCGAAAAUCUGGCCAAGGAAAACAACACGCUGAUUGUACCGUCCAAUGCGGCGGACAUUUCCGCCAUGGUCGGACAGGCCAUGCAAAUCUACAAGAGUCUCUCCAGACCCCCACAAAAGCAAAUAGAACCAGUCGAGAGCGAAGUGCCACUGGAAAGUACAAUGUAUGAAACCGACGAAGCUGCUACUUCCAAAAGGGAUACCACAAAAUUCACUGAAUAAUCUCAACCGGAGACCAGCAGAGGUUUCAAAAGUAACGUUUUAAAUAUAGAUGAAGAAGAUUGUCGAUAUGGCGCUCUAUUGGAAAGUGAAAUCGUAAUGGCGAUGUGAGUUAAUUUGGUUGACACCUGAGAAGGAAAACACUACAGGAGAAGUAUUUAAGGAGGCCCACUUAAAUGGUUGGUGUAAAUAAAGUUUAAGGUAAAACA
This is a messenger RNA of Aedes albopictus (Asian tiger mosquito), 1552 nucleotides long. It is a transcript of the gene Stoml2, whose product is annotated as stomatin-like protein 2, mitochondrial. The record is from RefSeq and is a predicted model, not a curated record. Gene Ontology annotation, cellular component: membrane; mitochondrion. The coding region runs from base 219 to 1346 and encodes 375 amino acids. Gene Ontology annotation, biological process: mitochondrion organization. The transcript is spliced from 3 exons. NCBI's taxonomy places the organism in Eukaryota, Metazoa, Arthropoda, Insecta, Diptera, Culicidae.